AAAUAAUAUUAGUUUAUUAUAGUUUUAGGAUAAAUUUUACUGGUUUAUGAUCAAUUUUUAUUGUUUUAUGUAUACAUUUUAUGUUUAUAAAAUUAUUUUGAAACACUUAGUAUGUUAAAUGUAUACUUGGUUGCCUAUAUUGUGCGCAGUCAAAAAACAGCUGCCCCAGCUGCCAAAUACCUUUGACAACCUGUCAAAGCAAAAUCAAUAUGGCAGACAAUGUCAUGUAAUCUGCGCGAAUUUGUUAUAAAUAAUUUCCACGGCGUGGAAAUCUGUAGUUAACGGUGUAAAUCUUCGGCGUAACGUGUUUUCUUGUGGUUGCAGCGGUUGGUGGGUGUUGCGGUGCGGCGUUCCGGUAGCGACAGACGUGUCCAGUGCACUCUGCAGGUGUAUCGCUGAUCGCUGAUAAGCAGGACGUGUCAUCUGACAGCAGAUGUCGAAAUUAAUUCCGCCUCUUGUGAGCACCACGCCACCCCCGAUUGGUCUCGGCGAUGUGGACGAUAAUGAAGACGAUGAGUUCGGGGACUUUGCUGCUGCUGAUGACACCACAUAUGGCUGUGAUUCAUUCUCCAUUCCUAAUACACCUGAAGAUUCACCCAGAAAAACGCCUACGUUAAAAGUUCAACCAGAAAAUUUACCCGAAGUGAUUCCCGACGAAGAAAUAACAAAAGAUUAUCAAGAUAAACGGAAAAACGUGGAAAAUAUAGAAAAUUCGCCGGAAAAACAAACCGGUAAUGAUGUGGAAGUGCCAAAUCUAAUAACAAACGGACACAAUUAUAACGACAUUCACUCAGAAUCAGUAAAACAUGAAGAUGAAGAUGCGUCAAUCAAAGAUGAUGAUGACAGCGAGCGACCGCCGCAGUUAUUUGACGAUGAUUCGGAGGAAAAGGAGGAAAUCAGCGAAACGCCUUCAAACUUUAGCAUUUCCUUUGAUGAUAAUGUGAUAUGUGAUGACGAUGAGGAGGAGGAUGAAAGCGACAACAUGCCUAUUGAGUUGCCAAAUCAUGUGAUCGAGGCUGAUGAUGAAAAAGUCGUGGAAACUUGUAAAAAUAUUCAAGAGUUUGAUGAUUUUGACGAUGAAUGGAAGCAGGCUGAAGGUGAGCCCAAAGAAAGUGUAAUUCCCGAUGAGAUUGUUGAUGAAAUUGAUCAAUUUGAAGAUUGUGAGGAGGAGAAAAGUUCUAACCACUCCGAAACAAUCGAUGAUUUCGGUGAUUUUAAUGCGUUUGCUUCAAUUCCGACCGAAUCAAUCACGCAGAGUCAACAAACUAUUCAAAAUGCGCCUCUUUCAAGUGAUAUUCAAUCAAUUUCUAGUGAUUAUAAUAUGCCUGUAAAUACUGAAAGCGAUGCAAAGCAAGAGGGCGCUGAUGAUGAUUUUGAUGAUUUUCAAUUUACGAAUGUCCCGCCAAAAGAACCAGAAAUUCAGGAGAAAAUUGAAGAAAUUAUUGACGAUUUUGAUGAUUUUGCUGAUUUCUCAUCAGCACCUAUUGAACCUCAAACGGUGGAACCUAGUCAACCACUUUCUCGCUCAGCGAGUUUAGAACAAGAUGGCGAUGAUGACGAUUUUGGUGAUUUUGACGAUUACACAACCUCGACGAGCACCUCCAAUGCUAUUCCAUUGUUAAAUCCAGAGAAAGUAUACGAAGAAACACAGGUUAUCUUUAAAGUCAUGUUUGAACCGGUUACUCUCAAUGAGUUGGACUAUGAAUAUUCAGACGGGACUAUAAAAAACACCAUCUUCGGACAGAUUAAGGAUGUUACCGAUACGCAUGCGUUGAGGUACCAAUGGGGCAAAUCCACUGUGCAACAGGGUUUACUCAAAGCUUUAAACAUUGAUACUAGAAAUAUUCUUUACGCACACGGUAUGCCGAUGCCGAAAUUUGCCGCUAAUUUAGGCAUGACCCCGCUUGAGCCGGUCAAGUCGGACAUUUUGACUCCCACACAAGCGCCCAUCACUCCAACCAUUCCGUCCAGCGAUAGGUCAUCUUCACAGGCGACCACAUCGAGUGUUUCACAGGCUUCACAACAAAAUGGCGACAUUCCGGCGGCGCAGUUCGACUGGAGCGCUUCCGGUUUGGCGAAUCCAUUGGAUUCUAACCAAACAAGCACUCUAUUCGAUCUGGAACAACUUACAGCCUCACUUAGCUUGCCCACGUCGACGACAUGCGCUGUAGAAGUAGAUAGUAAUCACGCUAGCGGCAAAUCCAAUAUCGACGAAGAUUGGGACUUGUGGCUGCAAUCUGUCUCAAAAGAAGAAACUAAACCUACUCCGCGCACCUCGCGAACAUCCGAUGAUAUUAAGUUUGAGGACACGUCAACCCUCCAGAAACCACCCACUUAUGAUUCAGAAUCGGUGAAUAGUUUGCAAUUUCCCGAAAUGACCGACGUGGAUGAAACCAAGCUGGAAAGUUUGGGCAGCGCUGAUGAUUUCAGCGAUUUUACAUCGUUCCAAUCAACGUACCCCCACCAAACGCAUCAAACUGAUCCUCCUCCCACGACUUGGUCCACUUCUAAUAUGAUCCCACUUCGGGAGACUUAUAUUGAUGAUGUGAAAACCGACUGGGUUGAAAAUGGCGCUAAGAGUAAUAAUCAUUCAAGAAAGUCUUCUUAUGAAUCUGUGGGGAAGGUUGAAGUGAAGGAAGAGCCUGAUUGGUUACAGCCAACUAUUUUGACACCUGUUCUUCCUCAUAAAGAGAUUAAAACAACAGCUCCAACUGUGGAUGUGGUUUCAACUGAACCUGAGGAUGAUUUUGAUGAUUUUCAAGAUUUUCAAACUUCUGCGCCGCCUGCAAAAGUAGAGCAUAAAACACCGCCUGUACAGAAUUCUGAAGUUAUCACCGCGUAUAGGGGCAGUUUACUAAAUCCUACUGUCCUGCAACCUACUCUAUUGGAACCGGUAAAAAUGGCUUCGUCAAUGGAACCCCGAACGAUUUUGUGGCCUGAUCCUGGAAUUACUGAUGAGGAGUUGGCGCGUUUUGAUAUGUACGCCAAGAAAGACGGUAACUAUAGUCCUGCUGCCUCAUCGGUGUCUUUGGUGUUAAAUUCCGAGCCUGUCACGAGUUUGAGUAGCCCCAAUGACCCGAGUAUCAGUAGUGCUAGUGUAUCCAAAGCUCCCGAAACCAAGAUGAGCGGCCCAGCUGGUGCGCUCAUGGUCGAGAAACACGUGGUUGUGCCGGCGAAUAAAGUCAUCCUACACAACGAGGUGCUCCUUCCGCCCAACAAUCAGGUGGUUAUUUCCAAGGACCUUGUCUUACCUAUCUUGGAAAGCAGUCCACGAAAAUAUACUCCCCUCCAGAAGACGAUACCCGCGCCUGCUCAAGACGAUGAUGAUUGGAGCGAUUUUAUUUCCACUCAGCCUACGACAACAGGGCCGCCUUCGCGAGUAUCAGGAAUAUCAGCAAGUAAUACCUCACCUAGCAAGCACAGUUUGAGUAGCACCAGCACGUCCGAGCUGUCACUCUCGAUACCGCAGUUACGUAGCAUGCAAAAUAUGCAACCGCCAUGUAAACCCCCCAUUCCGGUGAUCACACCGCGCGGUCUUGUGCAGACGAAAAUCCCCUCGAUGGCACCGAGCACGCCUGGCAAGUCGCUGCCGCAGACGGCAUUGCACGUGCAGCCGCCCGGUGACGGCUACCAGCCGGCCAUCAUUAGCACGCAAUUCGCCGCACAACUCAACCUCACCUCCCCGAUCAACGUCGUCAAUCAAACGCCGUUUUCAGAUUUCCUGCACAACGGCCACUACCAGACUACAAGUAUUCCAACGAAUGGACUGCAGCAACAAUCACCGCAGAGGAAACAGCUCAACGGGUUGCACGAUGAUGACGAAUGGUCCGAUUUUAUGUCCAGCCAGCCGGUCAACACGGGGAAUCACAGCUUGUACACACCUACAACACAGCAAAUGCAGCCAGUUCAAUCAGGUAAUCCCACGCCGCCUAUGAUUAACUAUAAUCAACCAAAUUUGUUUGGGGCUGCGACAAAUUCACAACGCGCGGACUGGAACCGUAAUGGUUUUCAGUCGGACUUGCCGAAUAUCAUCACAAAUCCGGUGCACUUUCAAAGUUACCCUACCAUGAAUACCCCAACGAAUGUCUUAAACAAAAAAUCGGCAGCCACCAAUGGCAUUUUGCAUAGCAAGAAUAAAAAACCGCAGAAUCUGAACGUGGCGCGUUUGCCCGAUUUGGACUUUGUUGCGCCUAAAACAAAAGUCUUUCACAACAAUAAGAAAUGACUAAAGGAGAACAUUAUGCUGUAAUUAUUUCUACAUCGGAAAUAAUUUCGCAUAGUUUUUGUGUAAAAAUGUAUUUGUGAGGUUGGGUGAUAUUUAAUUUAUUUCGUUACUUAAAAAUGUUAUUUAAAAACUUGCAAAUUAUUUAUUGACGGACAGUCUCUUGAAAAUUCUGGCGGUUCACAAACACUUUGUACAUACAGUUCAAUUUUAAAGAUGAAAAAUUUCGUGAGGUUUGUAUCACACCGUUAAAAUUAAACAUUUGAAAUUGAAAUCUUUGAAAAUCUUGAAAUAAUCUUAAUCUUUGAAGCGAAAAGUAGCCAAAACAGUCUUAUAAAUAAUUUUAUUCUUAUUUAUUUAUCUACUUAACAUCUACUUAUAUUGGUGCAUUGUGCAAUGUUGUUUUUUUUCAUUCUCUUUGCGUAUUCUUUUCCUAAUUUAAAUAUUAUCUUAUACGUCCAAACCGUUUCGAAUCAGAAACAAUGAUUAUGAAUAAGUGAUGUAAACAUUUCAAUGUUUGUACAUACACGUGUAUUAUUAUGUAUUAUUAUCUACUACUUAAUAACCGAUUAGUUGAUAACUUAGAUCUUUAUUUAAAGUUAAUAUUGUGAAUCAAAUGUAUUUUGACUGUAUCAUACAAUAUGGUAAUCUUAAUGAUAGAUUCUAAGUUAGUAGCGAAAUAACAGAAAACAUGGUAAGUAAACAAGGCGCAAUCGAUUGCAAUGGACAUUCCGUAUAUACUGUAAGAAAUAUUGCGCAAUUAAUUAAAAUAAUGUGAGAAAUUGAGUUUCUGCGCAAUGCGUAUGAUAUGAAACAAAUGAAAGUAUUGUUUAUAUAAUAAAGGUGCUUUAACAGUU
This is a messenger RNA of Dalotia coriaria, 5079 nucleotides long. It is a transcript of the gene Afti, whose product is annotated as aftiphilin. The transcript is spliced from 6 exons. Gene Ontology annotation, biological process: intracellular transport. The record is from RefSeq and is a predicted model, not a curated record. Lineage: Eukaryota; Metazoa; Arthropoda; Insecta; Coleoptera; Staphylinidae. Bases 434 to 4225 code for a protein of 1263 amino acids. Gene Ontology annotation, cellular component: trans-Golgi network membrane; AP-1 adaptor complex. Gene Ontology annotation, molecular function: clathrin binding.